Molecule: messenger RNA, 903 nt
Organism: Ipomoea nil (Japanese morning glory)
Lineage: Eukaryota; Viridiplantae; Streptophyta; Magnoliopsida; Solanales; Convolvulaceae
Exons: 2
Coding region: 1-903 (300 amino acids)
Source: RefSeq, a predicted model, not a curated record
AUGGAAUGGCCAGUACCUAAGUCAGUCAUAGAGGUGAGGAGUUUCUUGGGUUUUGCAGGUUACUACAGGAGAUUUGUACAAGAUUUCUCGAUUUUAGCUAAACAUUUAACCAAUCUCACAAAGAAGGCAACCAAAUAUCUAUGGACCGAAGAGUGUGAGGCGGAGUUCCAAGAGCUCAAGCGGAGAUUGACCACGGCACUGGUCUUGACGUUUCCCUCAGGAGAGGAGGGGUUUGAAGUGUAUAGCAACGCGUCUCAUAAAGGACAUGUAUGUGUUUUGAUGCAAAAUGGGAAUGUUAUAGUGUACGCGUCGCGACAGUUGAAGAUUCAUGAGGUUAACUACCUUACACAUGACUUAGAGCUAGCCGCAGUGGUAUUUGCCUUAAAGAUUUGGAGGCAUUAUUUAUAUGGGAUGAGAUGCAGGAUUUACACUGAUCCCGAUGCCCUGAGUAGGAAAUCUAGUCAUUCUUUGGGAGGUGUUUGGAUUGUGCCUGAUGAGCUAUGUAGAGAGUUUCAGCUGCUGAACCUAGAAGUAAAGAAUAGUGGUGAAGUUAGCCAGGAGGUAGCGUUGUAUACCUUGAGAAUCACACUAAGUAUCUUUGAUGAGAUAAGAGAGAAUCAACCUGGGGAUGUCAAGUUGGAGAGAGUGAAGGCAAAGAUGAUUGAUGGAAGGUGUGGGCCUUUUGAGAUUUAUGCCGACGGGAGCAUUAGGUACAAGAGACGCUGGUGUGUACCAAUGAAAUGUGAGGGGAUUAAGAAGAAAAUCAUGGAAGAAGGGCAUUGCACUCCUUACUCAGUACACCCCGGUGGGGACAAAUUGUAUGGAGAUCUUAAGAAGCACUUCUGGUGGCCAAAAAUGAAGAGAGAGAUAGCCGAGUUCGUGCAAAGAUGUCUAAAUUGUUAA